ACAGGGAAGCUGCUCUAAUUGUGUCUAAACGAAUGCUGGCAGAAUAUUAUGUUAAAAGCAGUUCAGAAAAAGAAGACAGCAGAAAGGUGUUGACACUUGAACCAUAUGAGAAUGAGACCCAUUUUGGAAAAAGCAAUGCCAGGCAAACAUUGGAGCUUGAAGGGAGUGGCCUAGCCACCAGAAAGGUUUCUUGGUUGUUUUAUCCUUAUUUGGGAAAUGUAGAAAACAACCUUUUGUUGGAGGUAGUACAAGAUGCCUUGUGGUUUGGGCCAAUCAAAGAAGAAUAGUACACCAAGAUUGGUAAGGCUAUUGCGGUAUUAGCCCAUGGAGCGAUGUGUUAUGUUAUGUUCUGUUCCUUCAAGGAGCUAAUCAAAGACAAGGAUUACAAUACUGUUGGCGAAAGUGUGUUUAAAAGUAUUGUUAAGUUUGUCUUGAGUGUUUUUGAUAUGGAAGAUUUUGAGAGAAUAUUUGAUCAGAGUGUGGUUGAGGAUGAGUACUCAAAAUUAUGUGAAAUUCUUGACUCUUGUAAAUGUGAUCCUCUUGUAGCUAUUGCUGAGGGGAAGGUGAAAGUUGAUCAAUUUUCCACGCUAAGGGAACAUGAUCUUUGUGGCACUAUACGACAACAUAAAUGUAGUGCCGAAAGAAAGGUGAAAGCUGAUCAAUUUUCCAAACUGCGGGAACAUGAUAUUUAUGAUGACAGAACAGAGGUUCUUCGUCCAUGGGUUUUUCCUAUUUUUGGUCCCGAGUGGAAUGAUAUUAGCCCAAACGAAGUAGCAAUUGCAUUGGAGAUGCUUAGGAAUUAUGAGCCUCUGAAGUUGCUGUACUUCCAGGAAGCUGUAAUUUUUCCUUUAUCAGAUGGUUGCUUUGGACCUUUUACAGAUGAGUUCAUUGAAGUGAUUAAAAUUGCUGAUCAUGAGAGAAGAAUGCAAGGUGAUCGUUUCAUCAGUGUAAAGCAUCUUUUGUUUGGCCUUUCACUUUCAAGUGUUCGUAGAUGUGUUGAGAUGAUGCUCCGUGGUAGAGUGCUAGAUUAUACGGGUCAAUUAGCUUUGAAGCUCUCAUCGUUUAGCAUUUACAAGUUAUCGCGCGAUGCAGCUACCAUUCUUGGUGAUAAGAAUGUUGGACUUGAGCACUUGGUUCUGGCAAUUUUCUAUGGAAAGCAAGAAAAUGAUCGUACAGGGACGGCUGCACAGGAUGAUUGCAGUUCUUUGUUCUUCGACGAGAAGAAAUGGGAUGAUUACCUCUUGAAACAUUUAAGAUACAGGGAUGAGUGUGAUUUUGCAAGCUUCAAUGACAGUGAUUUUUUCAGAUCAUUGCUACCCGAAGAUUGUUUGUCUUUUGGUAGACCGGCGGCAUUAUGUGGCUUUUCUAUCAAGGAUGAGCUGCACAAGGCUUUAAAGUCUGGCUUGAAGUUGAACGCUAUUCGGGGGUAGAAUUAUUACCUUCCCUUUUGUGGGCUGGUCUGGCUUCCACUGUAUAUGCUGUUUGAUACAUCACGAAUGCCCCUGUGAAUAUGGCUGGAAGGUUAUUAUUACUUUCGAAAUAGGAAUAUAUAUUGCAAGUGAAGCCCGUGUUUGAUUUA
Molecule: messenger RNA, 1579 nt
Organism: Camellia sinensis
Lineage: Eukaryota; Viridiplantae; Streptophyta; Magnoliopsida; Ericales; Theaceae
Source: RefSeq, a predicted model, not a curated record